Messenger RNA from Spirometra erinaceieuropaei, 789 nucleotides. The record is from the annotation of a GenBank genome assembly. NCBI's taxonomy places the organism in Eukaryota, Metazoa, Platyhelminthes, Cestoda, Diphyllobothriidea, Diphyllobothriidae.
AUGGCUUGUUACUCUGCCGGUGCAAUAACACCGACCGACAGACGCAUGGCGAGACCCCAAGAUACGGCUUUGGCCCGAUUCUAUGGCCUCCCUAAGGUGCACAAAGACGGCGCUCCUCUCCUACCCAUCGUGUCGCUCAAAGGGACUCCAACGUACGGACUGGCUAAGUGGCUGUUCCGGCGUCUCAAGUUCCUGACCGCUGAGUCAGACACCACGGUCUCUUCGUCAGCACAAUUCCUGGAGAAAUUCAAAGGGGUAAGCAUCCAUCCAAAUGAGGUCAUGGUAUCUUUUGAUGUUACAUCCCUUUUUACUUCUAUUCCCCAGGACCUGACGAUCGAGACAAUUGAGCUGCUACUACAAAGCAAAUACGAUGAAACGGAGAACCGUCUUGGACACGACCAAAUCCUUCAGCUCCUGAAGCUCUGUCUCAGAACGUACUUCACGUUCGACGGGACAAUCUACGAACAGGUGAAGGGCACACCAAUGGGUUCGCCGAUUUCGGGAUUCAUCGCCGAAGCGGUCCUGCAACGGUUAGAGUCGCUGGUCUUCCAACACCACAGACCGAAAUUCUGGGCCCGGUAUGUGGAUGAUACCUUCGUCGUCAUCGAACGGGAUCAGAUGUUGACAUUCCAGGAACAUCUCAACGCCGUCUUCCCGGACAUUCAAUUAACAAUGGAGGAGGAAGAGAACAACCAGCUGGCCUUCCUGGAUGUCCUCGUAUGCCGCAAAGAUUGUGGUGAACUAAAAACCAAAUGUUCAGGAAAGAGACAAAUACGAUGUGAGUACUGA